AUGGCUUUGGACGAGAUGAAUGGAGCGGGGUCGGAGCCAGAGGAAGGCAGGAACCAGGAGCCGGGUGUCAGCAACACGAGAAACAUCCUGGAGAGUUUCACAGAGAGCCAGGAGGUCCGGGGGCUCAUCGGUAACCUGAAGGGAGUCUGUGGGGAUCUGGUGACUCGAGAAAUGACGAUGGAGAAAUUCAUAGGUAUAAUGGACAAGUACCAGGAGCAACCUCACUUGUUGGAUCACCACUUGGAGUGGAUGAUGAAUUCAUUGUUGGAUAUAGUAUGGGACAAAGGAUCUCCUUCCCUGCUAGUUCACUUGGCUUUUAAAUUUCUUUACAUCAUUACAAAGGUGAGAGGGUACAAACGUUUCCUUCCACUGUUUCCUCAUGAAGUAGCUGAUCUACAGCCUGUUUUGGAUAUGCUUGUAGACCAGAAUCCAAAAGACUCUGAGACUUGGGAAACUCGUUACAUGCUUUUAUUAUGGCUGUCCGUGAUAUGCUUGAUUCCUUUUGAUCUGGCCCGUUUUGAUGGAAGUAUUAUUUCUGAGGAAGGGCAUGCUCGUAUGCCAACAAUGGAUCGUAUACUUCACAUAGCAAAAUGUUACUUGGUUGUCAGCGAUAAGGCUCGAGAUGCAGCUGCUGUGCUGGUUUCAAAAUUUAUUGUACGGCCUGAUGUCCGACAAAAAAGGAUGGCAGACUUCCUGGACUGGACACUUUCCAUGUUAUCUAAAUCCUCCUUCCAGACCAUGGAGGGGACUGUUGUUAUGAAUGGCAUGCUCCAGGCCCUGGCACAGUUAUUUAAACAUGGCAAAAGAGAAGAUUGUUUACCAUACGCUGCUACUGUACUUGAGUGUCUUGAUAACUGCAAGCUGUCAGAAAGUAAUCAGAUGGUUCUUCGCAAGCUAGGGAUGAAACUUGUUCAACGACUUGGUCUGACGUUUGUGAAACCGAAGGUGGCAAAAUGGAGAUACCAGCGUGGCUGUCGGUCUCUGGCUGCCAAUCUGCAAGCUCAGGGUUCAGUUGUGCAGACUCAGAUGAUAACAGUUGCUGCCAUUGAAGCUGACGAUGAAGAGGAAUAUGACAUUCCAGGAGAGAUUGAAAAUGUU
Eurypyga helias (sunbittern) is the source of this 1098-nucleotide messenger RNA. RefSeq names its product tubulin-specific chaperone D-like. Gene Ontology annotation, biological process: bicellular tight junction assembly; tubulin complex assembly; microtubule cytoskeleton organization. Gene Ontology annotation, molecular function: beta-tubulin binding; GTPase activator activity. NCBI's taxonomy places the organism in Eukaryota, Metazoa, Chordata, Aves, Eurypygiformes, Eurypygidae. Gene Ontology annotation, cellular component: lateral plasma membrane. The annotation marks the transcript as partial. The record is from RefSeq and is a predicted model, not a curated record. The transcript has 10 exons.